Gossypium raimondii (Peruvian cotton) is the source of this 1913-nucleotide messenger RNA. RefSeq names its product NAC domain-containing protein 6. Gene Ontology annotation, biological process: regulation of DNA-templated transcription. The record is from RefSeq and is a predicted model, not a curated record. Lineage: Eukaryota; Viridiplantae; Streptophyta; Magnoliopsida; Malvales; Malvaceae. Bases 338 to 1474 code for a protein of 378 amino acids. The transcript is spliced from 6 exons. Gene Ontology annotation, molecular function: DNA binding.
UACUCCAUUUAGUUUUGAAUCCUCCACACCAUAUUUUCUUCCCUCCCUCAUCACUUACUUUUCCAUUAUUUAUUGAUCACUAUCAAAAAUUAAAUUAUGUCUUGUUGUUUUCUUGCUUCAAGUUUAUCGUAUGAUAACUUAGAUAUAAAUUUUAUAUUAAAGCAAAACAUUGCACAUAUAAACAGUGAGGACAUUUUAGGCAUUGUCAUUUGCAAUUAGUUUGAUUUUAAUUUGAGCACACUUACCGGUGCUAUCACAAAGACCGCUUGCCAGUAGUAUAAUAUUUUAAGUACUGGGGGGAGGAUUAUAUUGUACGUAACUAGCUACUUUGGAAGAAAUGAACUACGUCAAGGGAUUCAGGUUCCACCCAACAGAUGCUGAAGCCAUCGAGCUUCUAUGGGAAAAACUACAACUCGAUCGUGAUUCUUUUGUCCAACUCGGUGAUUCACUCGUUCCAGUCAUUACUCAGCUCAAUGACAUCUGCAAAUUCGAACCUGCGGAAUUGCCUGGGCGGUCGGAGUUAGUGUCAGGUGACAACGUCUGGUAUUUCUUCUGCUCACCAAGAUACAAGUACCGCAAUAGUAAACGAAAAAACAGGGUGACGAAGCAAGGUUACUGGAAUCCAACCGGGAAAUCUCGUACAAUAGUGACAACAUGCGAUGGAAAGAAGAUAACUGGAACCAGACAGGCCUUGGUGUUCUACAAAGGUCGUGUUUGUGUUAAAAACAAAAAAGCAAAUAAGACCCUGUGGGUCAUGCAUGAGUUUGAACUCACUCUUAAUCUUCCAAACCAAAAAAGUUUAAUUCUUUGUAAACUGAAGAAAAAAUAUGGGAAGAUAAAUGUUUCGAUCGGAGAAGAAGAGCAAUCAAAUCAAUAUUUGCCUUCUUCCAACUUAGAAAACCACUGUACAAACAACGGAGUUCCAAAGGAGCAGUUAAACUCUACAGAGCCGGUGGCAUUCAGUGAAUAUAGUGGAAUUCAAUCUGAGUUAGUCAACAAUGAACAGACUGUUGAUGAAUUUGUGGAUUCUCUUCUUAUUAAGAAUGAUGAGUUCUACAGCAACCAACCUUACUUUGUUCAUGACAAACAAGACCCCAAGAACCAGGAAGGCUUUAGUGAUCUAACAUAUCAGAAGCUAAGAACACCCAAUGACCGUGUUUGGACCAUGAAUGAAGUAGGGAGCAGUUCGGGUCUGGUAGCUAAUGAUCCAUCGUACUCAAAUGGAGAUAACAAUCAACAUGAUACUUCUUUUGCUGAGCAGGGCUCUAGCUUGGCUUUCGAAAAUCAUGUUCUAGUGGAUUCCAUUUCAAUGGGAGGAUCAGGGUUUGAUGAGUUCUUACACAAUGGGUUAUUCAUGGCUGAAUUAUCACCCCUGCCAGAACCACCUAAAAACCCAGAUGAGGUUCAAAAUCAUCAGUUUAGCACCAAUGAACAGGAUGAGUUUUGUAAUUCAAUUUUCAUCACUACCGAUUAAGUUGAAGAUUAUCCUGAAAUCUUCACAUGCAAGCAGCCCAACUUAAUUACUAAAAAUCAGAGCUUCAACUUCUCAAUGAAUGAUUCAUGGCCAAUUCAGUCAUCGAGUAAAAGGCCAUGAGUCGAACAUGAGGGCUAAGCAGUGUUGAGGACAUUGAAGCGGCUUAAGUUCUGGAAAAGUACUCUCCUUGUAUUACCGAACAGCUGAUUCUUAUGAUAGAACAGCCUUUGAAUAAAAUGGAAGUACUACAUACAAUUCACAGGAAAUUAGAGAGGUCAAAGAGACCUUAGUGUAUCAGUGUACGUAAGCUAUAAAAUAAGUACAGUAGAACCAUGUCUGAAGGAGAAUAUUGAUAUAUGUAUAUUAUGAGUGCCUUUACAAAUAAUUUAGAGUACACAUAACAGAAGAUUGAAAGAUCAAAAGCUAUUUUUAGUUUCAA